AUGCCUGUGCCUCUUGAAUACAACUCUUCUCUUAGACGCAUGAGUACCCUUACAAUACCAAAACAAGACAUCAAUUUUGAUACUUAUGAUUUUCAACUUUGCACUCCACAGAAUGAUAUUAAAGAUACAUUUGAAUCAAAAGAUCUUGAAGCCUCUUACUGUCGUGAUUUUGCUUGCUGUGGCCUUAUUUUAAAUGACCUUCAUGAUCUGCUUCAACAUUAUGAAGAGUGUCAUGUUCGUUUAGAUGAUGAUGAAAGUAGUCUUUUUGACAGUGAAAAUGACUCUUGGUCCUCUUUUUCUUUUUCUUCUUUUUCGCCUGAAGACACAGCCUCAACUGAUGAACCUAAGAGCGAUUACAUUGAUAUGCUUAAGAAGAAAGCGGUUGCCUACCUGUAUGACUUUUAUAAGACAGGUUCAUCAUCCACAUCAGGAUCUGAUGACGAUAAUGAAGAUACGGAAAAACCAUCUGCUGGAAAGAAGAGACCUCACAAUCAAAUCAGCAGUGGUGGUUCCACCAGUGCUCUUGAUAUCUUGACACAAUCUGCUGUGAAAAAGUUGGCAUUAGCUUCCUCUCUUGGUAAUGGCGCCGACUUCCCUACAUCCCUUAUUACAAAUGAAGAGUUUCUUGCCCAAGCAGGCGCUAUAUUGGCAAGUGCAAACUCAAAUAUGAAUGCGGAUAAACCUUAUAAAUGCCCUGUAGCCGGCUGUGACAAAGCAUACAAAAACCCUAAUGGUCUCAAAUAUCACAAUCAACAUGGUCACUGUAAUCUUAUUAACGAUGAUAGUGAAAACCUUGCUUCUAAGCCAUAUCAAUGCACCAUUGGUGAUUGUGGCAAACGUUACAAGAACCUGAAUGGCUUAAAAUAUCAUAUAGAACACUCUCAUAUGGUUGCCUUGAAUCAAACAUUGGCUUCAUUUGGAUCUUCUUUGUUUUCUUUAUCUUCCUUAUCACCAUCAUCUUCAUCACCUUCAUCACCAUUAUCAUCACCAUCUACUACAUCCUCUGCAUCCUCUUCUCCCAUGCUAGGCGCUGCACCCAUCACAUUUAACCUCGAAAACCCUACCAUUUUCCCUUUGCUCUAG
Rhizopus microsporus ATCC 52813 is the source of this 1083-nucleotide messenger RNA. RefSeq lists its product as uncharacterized. The record is from RefSeq and is a predicted model, not a curated record. NCBI's taxonomy places the organism in Eukaryota, Fungi, Mucoromycota, Mucoromycetes, Mucorales, Rhizopodaceae. The transcript has 3 exons. Bases 1 to 1083 code for a protein of 360 amino acids. Gene Ontology annotation, cellular component: nucleus.